Messenger RNA from Microbotryum saponariae, 1594 nucleotides. The record is from the annotation of a GenBank genome assembly. NCBI's taxonomy places the organism in Eukaryota, Fungi, Basidiomycota, Microbotryomycetes, Microbotryales, Microbotryaceae.
AUGGAGUUCGACACGGCCGGCCUGUUUUCGAACCAGUCGCAGGACGCGGCGUUCCAUUCGAGUUUCCACCACCACGACCAGCAACAACAGCAGCAACAGCAGCAGCAGCAACAACAGCAGCUCGAACAGCAGCAGCAACACCAUCCCGGGGAUUUGCACACGGGCUUGGGAGGACAUGCGGGUGAUGUGUCGUCGCCCGAGGAUAACAAGAAGGUGUGUCAUUGCUAUUAUGGUCCAUGUAUCAAACUCUCGGACUGACUCUUGCUCGCUCGUCCCUUCCCGCCCUCGCCCUACCCUACUCGAUACCCGGCAUGAUCACUACAGCAGCGAGGAUCGGGUCGACCCCGUGACAAGAUCUGGGAGAUGUAUAAGGGUGACAGGACGGCUACCUGCGUCUACUGCGAAUGGACGACCGACCACCCGAAAGCGGUCCGUUUGCGCCAACACAUCACCGAGGCGUGCAAUCACGUGCCGCCGCUCAAGAAGGAACAGGUGCAGAACUGGGAAUACGACAAGGCGCAAAAACGAGCGAGCAAGAAAGCCUCGGUUGGAGGAACGGGGUCUUCGUCGUCGAUGAAGAAGGAACCUGAGGAUGCGGCGAGUGCGGCGAUCCGGGCGCAUCAGAAUGGUGGUGCCGUGGCCGGUCCCUCGGAGAGCGGGAGCGGGAGCGGGAGCGGCAGCGGCAGCAAUGGUAAGAAGAGGAGGAUCGAGGAUGAUCUCGUGCCGAUCGCACCGCCUCCAACUUCGUCGAACCAAGAGAUUGCUGUCGAUCCGGGUUUGGACGGAUUCAAUGCAUUGGACAAGUGAGUUGACUGGAGCAAGGUUAUGAGCUCGACGAGGUCCGAGCGAGCGAGCACGCGCGGGCUCGCCGACGCUCGUUGCAGUUGUCUGGGGUGCGGAGUCGGUCACUGACGUAGAUACGCCCUCCGCCUACCACCCACCCGCACUCUUGCACCGUCUUCUCGUCCUCUUGAAACAGCGCUCUCACGCAAACGAUGUCGAAUCUGCACCGAUCCCCCGUCACAUGUCAUGGUGAGUCCCUACUGUAGUUGCAGUAGAUCGGAGGGAUAGCUCACGUCGCGCGCUACCUCCGUCAUCCCCGCCCGCCCGCUGCUCCAUCUCUGCAGUGCUCGACUCGACUGCGGGCAAGCCGGCACCGGGCAUUGCCGUCAAAUUGGAGAAGUUGAACCCCUCGGCUGGAUUCAUCGUACAAGCCACUGGGUGAGUCGCCCUCACUUGAUCGAUCGAUUGAGCGCCUGCUAACGACCGCUCCUAUUCGUGGCCCGGCGCGGCAGCGCUACGGAUUCCGACGGGCGUUGCUCGAACCUGUUGCCUGCACACCCGAGGCUGGAAAGUGGAGUGUACAAGAUGACGUUCUACACCUCGGACUACUUUAUGGCCCGCGGCAUUCACACUUUCUACCCUUUCGUUGAGGUUAGUGGUUACUGGUCGGGCUGGCAGCAAUCCUUGAACACGAGCCUGACUUUUUUUUUUUUCACUGCAGAUCCCGUUUUCGAUCGCGAACCCCGAGGAACACCAUCAUAUCCCCUUGCUGCUCGCUCCGUUCGCUUACAGCACCUACCGUGGAUCGUAG